Molecule: messenger RNA, 2729 nt
Organism: Plodia interpunctella (Indianmeal moth)
Lineage: Eukaryota; Metazoa; Arthropoda; Insecta; Lepidoptera; Pyralidae
Product: luciferin 4-monooxygenase-like
Exons: 12
Coding region: 279-1955 (558 amino acids)
Biological process (GO): fatty-acyl-CoA biosynthetic process; long-chain fatty acid metabolic process
Molecular function (GO): long-chain fatty acid-CoA ligase activity
Source: RefSeq, a predicted model, not a curated record
AUUUUUGUGUUUAUUUCCGGAAAUUUUGCAUUGCAACCUAAUGAUAUUUUUCUUGGUCGAUCGGUUAGGAGUUUAUACUAUGGCUAUAGAUUAAUAGCAAGUAGUACUGUUUGUUAAACUGCCUGGGGCACCUGUAUUUCGUGAUCAUGAAGUAGCAUUGGUAUAUGUACUUAUAGUCUGAGUGGAGGACUUAAACAGCCAUGCCAAGGAGCGUGUGUAUUAUUUUCCUAACUAAGCUUUCAAUUUAGAUUAAGUACUUUUUAAAAAGGCUUUAUUAAAUGGAAAACUUAGAUAGCAAAAUGGCGAGGCAGGCAAGGAUUUCAAACGACAGAGUUCACUGGUUCAUGAAUGACUUGACAUCGCGCAUCAUCGCCGAGUCAGGGAACCCAAAUGACAGGUUCCACCUGGGGAAGAUCAUGCUGCAGAGUCUUAAAGAUGACCCAGAAUUUAUUGUCCAGAUUGACGGAGCUACUGGCGAGACGGUAAACAGCGCAGAAACCUUAGAGAAGACCGUGCGGUGUGCUGUGGCCUUUAGGAACUUUGGUUUGCAGACUGGUGACGUCGUAGUUCUCAUGGCUCCGAACCACGUGGACCUGGCCGUGCCAUUACAAGCCGCUUUAUGCCUAGGGAUCAUCAUAGCUGCCGUUGAUAGUACACUUGGUGUCAACGAACUUCAAGGUACUUUUAGUGUGGACAGACCUAAAAUAGUAUUCUGCCAAAGCGGGAAAGCACCUGAUAUCCAAGUAGUGCUAAAUGCCCUCGAGCUGGACACCCACAUCGUCACUUUUGACACUGGUGAUUAUCUGGGCAGCUUCGCGGACUUCUUGGAGCAGCACGGUGAUGAUUCUCCCGUUGACGACUUCAAACCUAAUGAGUUUGACCCAGAAGACACAGUGGCUUUCCUCAUAGCCACCAGUGGCACUACGGGCUUGCCUAAAGCGGCUGCGGCGACACAUAAGAACUUCGCUAUUACUGGACCUUAUUGGUGGGGGAGAUUCACCGACUUCCCAGCACCGACCCGCAUGGCGCUCAUAGGCUCCCCUCUGCAGUGGCUGACUGCGCUGGUCAACUUCGUCAUGUCUCCGAUACUGCGCUACACCCGACUUCAAACCUCCCAGGCUAUGACCAAGGACCACGCAUACUACUUGAUUAAUACUUACCGGCCAACUUACACAGUGUUCUCGCCAACCUUUAUGACGACGCUGAUGAAGCCUGGCGACCGGGAACAGUGUGACUUUACAUGCUUCGAGUCCCUCAUGCUGGGAGGCAGUGCUGUUCCUAAUGAACUCAUCGCGCAGAUCAAGGAGGUGACUCCAGCCACCGAGGUGUGGAAUGGCUACGGCAUGAGUGAGCUGACGUCGGUGGGGUUCCACACUGACAGCCCGCCGCCCGGCUCGUGCGGCCGACCCAUGGGGUGUUUCCAGUAUAGGAUCGUAGAUUCCGUAACACAAGAAGACAUAUUUGAACCUCACGUGCCAGGGGAGCUGUGGAUCAAAGGUCCCGGAAUAUUUAAAGAAUAUUACAACAACCCCGAGGCAACAGAAGAAACGUUUGCAGAGGAUCGCUGGUUCAAAACCGGAGACACAUUCUACAGGGACCAGUACUGGAACUUCUUUUUUGUCGAGAGGAUCAAGCUUCUGCUCAAGUACAAGAGUAACCAAAUAUCUCCAGUGGAGCUGGAGAACGUGAUCAGGAAGCACCCUGGAGUGCUGGACGCGGCCGUGACCGGGCUGCCCGACCCCGAGUGCGGGGACCUGCCCGUGGCCUGUGUGGUGAGGCAGCCCGGGAGCGACGUCACUGCGCAGGACAUCAAGGACUUGGUCAAAGAAUCGCUGUCGGACUCUAAACAACUUCGCGGCGGGGUAAUAUUCGUGAGCGAGAUUCCCACGACCGCGUCUACUAAAGUGCACCGUCGAAAACUCAAGGAGUUGGCGCUUGCUAUGAUCCGCGAGUGAAUUUUGUAUACAACGAGCACAGAAAAUUUUGAUUUGAUGCACGUUUUUAUAACCCCCCCGACCACAGAAGGAGUAGUUAUAAGUUUAUAUGUAUGUUUAUCCGUGUCACCGUAUCUUCUAAACGGUGUGAGCGAUUAUGAGCUAUUUUUUUUUAUUUGAAAGAGAAUUUAAUUGAGAGUGUUAGCUAUGAUUGGAAAAUGUGCUAAUGGCCAUUUUAAAUUCGUCAGUUCUUUGCUAGCAACUUCUGAGGCUUCUAAGGUUUUUUAAAUUUUUGAUUUAGUUUUAUUUAUAUACUACAUUGUAGUAUUCGAAAAUAUAGAGCCCGAUCGGGCAGGCAAAUAGGCACGCGAUCCGCCCGAUGGCAAGUGGUCACCGCAGCCCAUGGACGCAAGACUAAAAUGGAUCUGAUUCCUCAUUAUAGCACGGAGUUACUGCAUAUGCGAAUUUGGCAAGAAGUAAGGGCUUACAAUAGAAAUGAAGGACACAAUUCGAAAACCGUAACACUUUACACUUUUUGGAGUCUGAGGCGCGAGGCCGAUUCGCACUUAACCGGUUUUAUACAUUACGGUUUCUGUUAAUUUUUUCUUGAUUUUCUAUGGGUCAGUGGAGUGAAAAAGAUUGAAUAACGCUGAACAUACAAUAUAAUCGUAAUAUAACUACCGCAACGCAAUUUUGUGAACACAUAAUUAAGUAUAUUAAGUAAGUAGACAUUAAAUAUUAUGUUUUAGUGAUCACGAAACUCAGUAUUAAAUAAAUGUGAUAUCUAAAUAAUUA